Molecule: messenger RNA, 1746 nt
Organism: Sesamum indicum (sesame)
Lineage: Eukaryota; Viridiplantae; Streptophyta; Magnoliopsida; Lamiales; Pedaliaceae
Cellular component (GO): intracellular membrane-bounded organelle
Source: RefSeq, a predicted model, not a curated record
AAAGUUAAAACCAAGACAGAAGAGAAAGCAGUGGGCGUGGGCUGACGAAAUAGUACCGAAUGCGGAAGGAAUAAAUAAUAGGUACUGGUACUACUACUAGCUAGGAAAAUCCGAGAAUACGACAGUGUUUUGGGUUGGAUUCCGAUUUUCAUAAGCAUCGAUCAAAUUCACCAUCAGGAACAGCACAGCACAGUAUUCCCAAUCCAAAUUUCUACCCACCGACCGUCUCGCACUGAGCAGACGCCCACAGCCCUAUGAUCAUCAAAAUUUAAACUACACUCGCGCUGCUGUUGCGCUGCCGGUGCCGGUGCGUCUCUCUCUACUGUCGAUGUCGUCAACUAAUACUUGACAGAAGGAUUAUUAUUAUACUGAUAGGGGAGGCUGAUGGAUGGCCAUGUGAUCUGUAAUUAAUUGAAAACAAAAAACCCUUUCUUUCCCACAGUGGCAGUAACCUAAUUCCCACUCGAGCUUCUUCGACACCUAGUGCAUGCCAUUCCCACGCACCUCUUGUAUAAUAGCUACGGAGAUCCAACAACUGCAAAAUUCCAAGAUUGAAGCUUUGAAAAUCUUGGUUCUCGAUCAAGGAUGCUGCAACGAUUCGUUUUCUGGUUGGCUUCAUGGUUCCGUAUAAAAAUUGUCGACCCUCUUCUCCAAAUUCUCCGCCGGGGAACCGAGCCAAAGCAGCUUGCAUUCUCGGCUGCGCUUGGGAUCACUUUAGGAGUGUUUCCCAUCUGUGGGGUUACAGUGUUCCUAUGUGGGAUAGCUGUUGCAGUUCUUCGAUCUCUUUGUCAUGCUCCAACUGUAAUGCUGGCAAAUUUCAUUGCUACUCCUAUAGAAUUGAGUCUGAUGGUUCCAUUCCUACGGUUUGGUGAAAUCAUUACCGGUGGGCAUCAUUUUCCUUUAACUUCUGAUGCUUUUAAGAAGGUCUUGACUGGACAAGCUUCACAUGAAGCCUUGCGGAGCAUUUUCCUUGCGUUGUUGGGGUGGGUUGUUGCAGCACCACUUAUCUUAGGAGCCCUAUAUUUAUUGUUGUUGCCAUGUUUCAAGAUCUUGGUUCAUAAAUUCAGCGCUGUUCCUUCAAGCCCAAAAAAGGCACUGAACUCCAUUUCAAGCCCGAGAAAGCCACUCAACUCCCCUUCUGAAGUCAGGCUAAAAGUCAGGGAUGUAUGACUAACAGCACAACAUGCAGGUGGAACGUGCUUUUGUUUGCCAUAAGAAAAGGGCGUAAUAUCAAACACUUUGUACAUAAAGCUUAAUAUGAGGAUGCGUUCUCAGCAAUGCAUGUAAACGUUAAGCAAAUUGUGAUAUUGCAUUCUCACACUUGCUCCAGCUACAUGCUGAAACAUUCAUGGGAAACAGGACCUGUUGAAUUAGUCUCGUGAAGUUUUCAACUGUGUACUAUUCUUGGCAUAUAACUUAAUUGGCUUAUGAUAUCGGUAGUAGUGUAAUAGUGCUAGUGUGCUGUUCUGGAGGCUGUUUUCCUGGAGAAAACUUUUGCCACGCUCCUGCGCUGCGUGUCUUUUACCUCGCGAUGGAGAAGUUAAAGUAAGGAAGCUGGUGCUGGCAUUAUUUAUUGAGGAUGAGGAGAAAUAUCUGAAGCAUCUCCUUUCAUUUUAAUUAGAACUUAUGUACACGCAUGAAAGAAAUGCAAAGGGGAGGAGCCAAAAAGAAAGAAAUGAAACAAGUGUUAGCUAGGAUUCUGGCUUAUGAAGAAAUUGGAGAUAUUCACAUUAUUAAAAUAUGUUU